AUGCCCUCAGGUUGCCGUAAGCUUUUAUUCUUUUUUCGUUAGCGUUGUUUCUUUCAUUUCAGCUUUCAACUCGGCUGGGUCUGUAGAUUCUCAGCCACCGCUUCAAUCUCCGGUGUUCGGUGAGCCACGUUUGUCGAUUUCUAUGCCGUUUUACAAGGGGAUACUCGAAAUUGUUAUACCCAGUUUCAGAUUUGAAUAACCCGGAAGCGAAACUUAAAAUGCGUCAAGAAAUGGAGCGUCUUACCGAGAAACAGAAGCAAAUAUUCAAAGAGACAUUUCCAGAAAUUUACAAAGACUUCAGGCACAAUGGUCUUGUUCUUUUUGCCAAGUUUAACCAGAUCCUUGUAUAAAUAUCUUUUUUCUAUUCCAGAUACUUCUCCGAGCAUCCACAUUAUAAGAACAUUUGGCCUCAGUUCCGUAAUCUUCAAGACAGUGCUCUGCUGGCUUCUAAUCAGCUUGCCAAUCAUUGCUCUGUUUACAUGAGCGGUUUGAAAGUGAGUAAGUCGCUCGCAUAGAAGAGAAAAAGGAAAAAUUGAAAAUAUUCGAAUUUCCGGUCAGAAGGAAGUAGAAAGAUUACGGGAUGCUGAAGAUUCUCGUUUGUUUACAGGAAAUUGUGGAAGUUAUGGAUGACGAAGAAAAGCUGACCUAUUUUAUGGCAAGAAUUGCUCGUAGCCACGUAAAAUGGAACAUCAACAAGUACCACAUUACGGUAGACAAUAAGAAUUAAAAGCUCACUAGGGAAUCUGUUUAGAAUAUGCUGGAAGGAAUUGACAACGUGCUCAGUAGAACAUUUGGAGACCAACUGACCAGUGAAGUUGUGGAGGCCUAUCACACUUUGUAUGAUGUCAUUGGCAACCUUCUGGACAUACAGAAGAAACUAGUCAUCAGAAGACCUUUUCAGUAG
Messenger RNA from Caenorhabditis sp. 36 PRJEB53466, 904 nucleotides. Lineage: Eukaryota; Metazoa; Nematoda; Chromadorea; Rhabditida; Rhabditidae. The record is from the annotation of a GenBank genome assembly.